Phascolarctos cinereus (koala) is the source of this 4569-nucleotide messenger RNA. RefSeq names its product capping protein regulator and myosin 1 linker 2 (gene CARMIL2). NCBI's taxonomy places the organism in Eukaryota, Metazoa, Chordata, Mammalia, Diprotodontia, Phascolarctidae. Gene Ontology annotation, cellular component: lamellipodium; plasma membrane. The record is from RefSeq and is a predicted model, not a curated record. Gene Ontology annotation, molecular function: protein binding. Gene Ontology annotation, biological process: cell migration; regulation of Arp2/3 complex-mediated actin nucleation.
GGUCAGGGGAAGACAAGGGCUUCCUGUGCUGCUGCUCACUCGCUCCGUUGCUAGCUGGCACCAGUCCUGGCUGUGCAGGGUCCCAAGCUCAUCCCCUACAAAUGGCCCAGCCCCCUGAGGGCAUCUCCUAUGAGCUGCAGGAUGAGAUCACCAGGUUUCUGUGGCCAAAGGAAGUCAAACUGCUGCUGAUUAUCCAGAUGUAUGAGAGAGAAGGACAUGAAGAGAGAGAGCGGGUGCUGGCACUGCUACCCUGGAGAGCCUACUUACUUCACACCUCCCUCCCGCUUCGGGUGGACUGCACAUUCAGUUACCUGGAAGUGAAGGAGAUGGUUCUUCAGGAGAUCCCCCCCCAGGUGAUAAUCGAGCUGGAACUGCUGCCCAAGCUGACGAUGAAACUUCCUGCUCUUGGGGCCCUGGAGCAGUUGGCCUUACACAUGGCUAUGUCCAUCCGGAAAGUCUUCCCGGAGACUUCACCCAGGAAGCUGUUCCGGAAGUCUCCCUCAGCCCUGCUGGCCCGACUGGAGAAACGAAGUAGCUCCCUGGAGGAGGUGACACUAGGCAGCCUUGGUCCCUGUGGAGGAUUCUCUGAGACCUAUGCAGCUCUGUGUGACUAUAAUGGGUUCCCAUUCCGGGAGGAGAUCCAAUGGGAUGUGGACAAUAUCUACCACAGCCAAGACUGUCGGAACUUCAGCCUAAGAGAUUUCAGUCAUCUGCACAGCCGGGAUGUGGCCAUAAGUGUAGCUGCCUUGUCCUACAACCUCUGGUUCAGCCGCCUCUCCUGCUCUGACCUCAAGCUGAGCCUGGAGGUGUCUGAGCAGAUCCUCUACAUGCUGAGCAAGUCGUCCCGGCUGGAAGAGCUGGUUCUGGACAACUGCGGUCUGAAGGGGGACUUUGCGCAGCGCUUGGCUCAGUCCCUGGCGGAGCAUCCCCGUUCGGCCCUCAGUGCGCUCAGCCUGGCAGGGAACCCGUUGGAGGACCGAGGAGUGACAGCGCUCAGCCGCCACUUGGAAAAGCGUCCUCGAGCUCUGACAAGACUCAACCUUUCCCGGACAGGGCUGACAGCCAGAGGGAUGAGUACCCUGGGCCAGGCCCUACUCACCAACUCUGUCUUUGCUUCCUCCCUAACCCACUUGGACCUCUCUGGGAAUCCUGGGGCUCUGGGGAUAACAGAGGAUGAAGGGGGUCUCUACAGUUUCCUGAGUCAUCCCAAUGCUGUGACCCACCUAAACCUCUCCGGGACUGACAGUGCCCUGGACAUUCUGUUCCGGGCGCUGUCUCGAGGUUGCUGUGCCAACCUUGUUCAUCUCAACGCUUCCAACAACAUCUUCUCCCACACAAGGAGCCGGGCAGUGCCCUCCUCGCUGCAGUCAUUCUUCAGCCAGGCGAGGUCACUUCACCAUGUGGCUUUGGCAGGGACCAAGUUGCCUUCAGAGGCUCUCAGGAGUCUUCUUCAAGGCCUGGCUCUCAAUACUCAACUCAGCGACAUCUACUUGGACCUCAACACGUGUGAGCUUCGUUCAGCUGGUGCUCAAGUGAUUCAAGACCUCAUCUUUGACAUCAAUUCAGUGAGGGCCCUGGAUUUGUCUGACAAUGGUUUUGACACAGACAUGGUAACCUUGGUGUUGGCCAUUGGGAGGAGCAAGUCCAUCCGACAUGUGGCUCUGGGGAAGAACUUCAACAUCAAAUCAAAGGAGUCCCUUGGAGAUGUGCUACACCGAAUUGUCCAGCUCACCCAGGACGAUGACUGUCCCCUACAGUCUCUCUCUGUGGCCGAGUCAAGGCUGAAACUGGGCACCAGUGUUCUGCUGAAUGCCCUGGGCAGCAACCCUAGCCUGACGUCAUUGGACAUCAGUGGCAAUGCCAUGGGGGACACAGGUGCCAAGAUGUUGGCUAAGGCCCUGCAGAUCAACACCCAGCUCAGGACUGUGAUCUGGGACCGAAACAACACCACAGCUCAAGGGUUCCUGGAUGUGGCUCAUGCCCUCGAGGGGAACCACACCCUGAAAAACAUGCCCCUGCCUCUGAGUGACCUGACCCAGGCCUACCGAAGCAACCCAGAGCGAACCUCUGCUGCGAUACACCAGAUCCAGGCCUAUCUCUUGAGGAAUAAUCACACACACAGAACCCUCCCUGACCACGCCUUCCGCCUGCAGCAGGGAAUUGUCACCCGAUCUUCUGAACAGAUGGUGAAUGAAAUGUGCCUGACAGUGCAGGAGCACAUGGAGCUGCUGGGCUGCUGGCCCAGCCCUCGGGGUGAGGCUGCCCUGCGCCAGGCUGAGGAAGCUAUCCGUGAUGCUAAUUUUUCCAUCAGUAUCCUGCCUGUGCUAUAUGAGGCUGGAAACUCCCCAUAUCACAACAGCCAGCUGCAGCAGAAACUAGAGGUCCUCCUGGAGGAGGUGGGCCAGGCCUGUCACCAGGAGAUCCAGUCUUUUGUGCAAGCCACGCUGGACACAGUUCAGAACCUGUGCCCGAGGGUGAUGCAGAAGGCUGGCCGACGGGAGCAGCUGAGUAGUGCUAUCUCGGGCCAGGUCAGCCGGCAGGACCACCUGGGCCUCAGCCUACUCUUGGAGCAGCUUCUCAAUGAUGCCUUCAGCAAACUCAAUGAGAUCCGACUGUCUAUCACAGCAGCUGCUGCAGAGCGAAUCAUUGCCCAGGUAGUAGAGGACCUGAGUGCUGCCCAGAACCGAUUGGUGGAAAGCUUGUCCCAGCACACACCAGAAGCACCCCCUUCCCCACUUCUCACAGACUGUGCUGAAGCAGGGGCCAGGAAGAGUGGGAUUCUACUACAUAGGGGAGACAGAAGUCCUGGAGAGGGGGAGAUAGAAGGCCUCUCUACCCUGGGGGAGGACAAGGUGGCCCAGUGGAGAAGAAAUAAACACAAUCAGAGCAUCCGGCCUACCCCUGCUGUCCGAAGUCCCUCGGAGGAGCCGGAGCUGGAGCCAGAGCCGGAGUCGGAGCCGGAGCCGGAGCCCGAGCUGGCGGCUCAGGGAGAGGAUGCAGAACCCGGCGGGCAGCGGGCGGGGCCGUCACUUAGCAGCAGCGCCCCAGUCUCGUCCCAGCCUGGCCCGGUCCCGACCCCGCUCCCCGCAGUCCCUGUGCUCUACAUGGACCUGCCGCUUGCCAGCCAGCCGCUGGACCACCCCACUCGGGCCCGGCCAAGGCCCUGCCGCCGUCACCACCAACCGCCCAGCAAGGUCCAGGUGCCUCCCGCUGUGCCUGAGGAGGAGAACAGGCUGAAUGCCCGGGUGGAUGAAGGUGUCGAUGAGUUCUUCUCCAAGAGACUGAUACACCAAGAGAGACUGUGGUCCCCUCAGGAUGCAGUCCCUGAACCUGGGACCCCUGUCAGCUCCCGAACACUCCGGAAAAAGCUGGGCACCCUUUUUGCCUUCAAAAAGCCACGGUCAACUCGGGGGUCUAGGGCUGAGCCUGACACCAGUCCUGGAGCUCCUCCCCGAACCCGAAAAGCCGCAUUCAGUGACCUUCUGCGUCCACCCAGCCGGCCUGGCCGAGCAGAGGAACCUGGAGUCGAAGGGAGUUUGGAGGGAGUGCCCAGCUGCUCCCCAGAUCCCGCCCGUAGGAGUCGGCCUCGUUACGCGAGAGAAGGCAAAGCUCAUUCUAUGAUCCUGCUUUCUGCAGAUGAGGAAGAGGCCCUCGGUGGGCGGCAGGAGAAGCGCCGACCAUUGGAGCGAGGAGACACAGAGAUGCCUCCAUCCUUCGAGCAGCGAGUGCACGUCAUGCUGCAGCGAAUUGGUGUGGGAAGGGGUGGUGGAGGUGACAGCAAGAGGAAGCAGAGCAAAGAUGGGGAGAUAAAGAAGGCCGGCUCGGAUGGAGACAUCAUGGACAGCUCCACUGAGUCACCGCCCCUCUCCCUCAAGUCCAGAACACACUCAGUGUCUGCAGACUCAUCAUGCCGUCCAGGACCAGGAGGCCGGGGGCCUGAGCCUGUGGCCUGGAAGGCCCUGGGCCGGCAGCUGAAUGCAGAGCUCAGAGGGAAGGGCUGGGACCGACCAGGACCCCGGACACCCUCCCCUAACCUUCUUCAACCUGAGCCCAGCUUCCCAAGCCCCUGUCCCAGUCCCAUCCCAUCCCCUCGGCUGUCCCCCCGAAGAGCCAGCAAUGCUGGGAAUUGCCAGCUCACCCAGGGCACUACCCUGACCAGGAGUGAAGACAAUCACCUGAAGCCCCGAGCUGUCUUGGCCACCCGAAGAGCUGUAUCUGUGCACGAGGAACAGCUCCAGGCCCCAGCAGCAGCCACAUCUCCCAUCAGAGACCUGCCCCUGCGGCUACAUCGCUCUCCUGUCCUCAAACGUCGUCCCCGGGUUGAAGACCCCUCAUCAUCACCGAGUCUGGGGUCAGCCAUGAGCCCAGAGCCCCAGCUGCUGCUGCCACCAGACGAGCUGCCCCCAGAGGUGCCUGCCGGCCUGGAGUCCAUCCCCUCGACUACCCCUUCCCCAGCCACAGACCAAAGAGUGGGCAGCCAAGCCCCUGCCACCCCCAGCCCCUGACCUAAUCCUCCACCCUCACACCUUCGGCCGCAUGAGAUUAUUUUAUUAAAAAACUCAAACCUCA